This is a messenger RNA of Sorghum bicolor (sorghum), 1127 nucleotides long. RefSeq names its product glutathione transferase GST 23. The record is from RefSeq and is a predicted model, not a curated record. Lineage: Eukaryota; Viridiplantae; Streptophyta; Magnoliopsida; Poales; Poaceae. The coding region runs from base 78 to 518 and encodes 146 amino acids. The transcript has 2 exons.
UCAAAACCGAAGAUCACAUAUAACCAACGAACUGAUCAGUAGUUAAUUCAGUAAACACACCACACCACCACUGCGCCAUGGAUCAUCAUCUCGAGCAACAAGCAGCAGAGAGCGAGAAGAAGGCGGCAGUGAAGCUGCUGGGCUUCUGGGCAAGCCCCUACGUGCUCCAGGUGAAAUGGGCGCUAGCGAUGAAGGGCGUCGAGUACGAGUACACGGAGGAGGAUCUCCGGAGCAAGAGCGCCGAGCUGCUGGCGUACAACCCCGUGCACAAGAAAGUCCCCGUGCUGGUCUACCAUGGCAGGCCCAUCGCCGAGUCGCAGGUCAUCCUCGAGUUCAUCGACGAGGCCUGGAACCACCGCGGCGACCCCAUCCUCCCUCGCGACCCCUACCAGCGCGCCAUGGCCCGUUUCCGGGCCAGGUUCCAGCAGGAAAAGGUCUCAGGACUCUCGGUCAUCUUCUGCUAUACUAGGACAUUUGACCAGACAUUGACCAUGCAUGAAUCGAAGAUUUUGAGAUGAGGCAUAUAUCUUUGCUGGUGAUUGGUGAACACCAACUGUAACGACGCAACAGGUCAUCAUCGCUGGUGAUUGGUGAACACCAACAUCAAAAACCAAACCGAGGUUCUUCAUCAGGAAUCGCAAGGUGAUAACCUUUUCUUCCGUCGUCUUCUUUCAGUAAAGUUCGACCAAACAGCAAUAUGCAUCUCCUCAUCAGCUGAUAAAACCAGCUAACGGCUUAAUAGACAUGUGCUGGCAUUGGCAUACAAUGUUCGUAGCAAAAAAAAAAAAAAGAUAAAACAAAUAAAAAUUCUCUGACGUCAAAUCUUAACCCACCAAACAAACUAUUUUCUCCUUCAUCAAAUUCUAACACUCCUAGACCCCACACAAAAUCACUACUAAUCGGCUCAGACAUGCCGGCUAGCGGGUUGUCUUUUUUUUUACAGAGAUAAACCCCGUUUUUAUAGAAAGCAAAUUGUUUGAUACAAACACACACCACACACGCACUGGGAAAACCAACGUUUACAUGCAGAGCUUAGCAUCUAAAUGAGACUGGACACAGCCAGCUAGCAACCAAACAAACUAACCGACUUAACAGCUACAAAAGCAAAGAAAAGACCAAACUCCCAG